Molecule: messenger RNA, 2128 nt
Organism: Myodes glareolus (Bank vole)
Lineage: Eukaryota; Metazoa; Chordata; Mammalia; Rodentia; Cricetidae
Gene: Ccdc83
Product: coiled-coil domain containing 83
Source: RefSeq, a predicted model, not a curated record
UGCACCGGCGGCCCGGUGAGGUCCGGGAGGGGGAUCGGAGAGUGCUUUGAACUGUUUGAACUUGAGUGAGAACCGCCAGUCGUUCAAACCACCAGCCAGGAUCCCGGGAUUCACAUCUGAAAGCGCGGUGGAGAGGAUGUCGGAGAAAGCUGACAUCCUUGUGUGACCUUGGGCUUCUUCCUCAGUCCUCAAAGACUCCCUAGGAAUCCUCCCCCACCACACCCGACACCCCCUCCUGUUGGUUUGCAGUGACGCGAGAUGAGCUUGGGGUCGCGCCCUCUGGUUUUUCCCUCGGGACGUUGUUCCUAGGCGGUUAGAAACUGUUGAGGGGAAUUCUCCGAGGUUCCCCCUCUUUCACUACCCUGAAGACAGGGAGACCAGCCUGAUUUGGGCCAUCCUAAACUUCAAGGUAUUUUCGUAGUGGUCAACCGGAACCAUGGACAGCUCGGCGAAAGGAAGCAAAAAAGAGGUGCAAGAUGGACCCCCAAAAGACGCGAAGCUGCCGAUGAGCGAAGCGCUUCUGGACUAUCAACGUGAAAUAAAGGAGAAUUCAGUGGAGCGAUUCAUGUUUCAGAUCAAGAAGCUGAGGGACAAGAACCAAAGGUACCAAGACAGGAACAGACACCUGAGAGAGGAGCAGAAGUGGCACAUCAAGAACCUCCUGAAAGAACUAAGCGAGGAGAAGUCAGAGGGAGUGCCGCCCGUGACGAGGGAGGACGUGGAAGAGGCCAUGAAGGAAAAGUGGAAGUUUGAAAGAGACCAGGAGCAAAACCUGAAAGAGAUGCGCAUACAAAUAAAUAACGCAGAGAAACUGUUUCUCGAGAAACUCGGUGAGAAGGAGUAUUGGGAAGAGUACAAGAACGUGGGAAGCGCACAGCACGCUCAGCUCAUCGCUUCCUUACAGAAGGAUAUCGACACGGUCAAAGAAAACGCCGAGAAAAUGUCAGAACAGUAUAAAAUCACUCUAGAAGAUGCCAGAAAGCAAAUAAUCGCAGACACUCUGAUACAGCUGGACCAGAGGAAGGAAUGGGCCACACAGAAUGCUGUGAAGUUCAUUGACAAGAGCAACUACCGAGAGAUCUGGGAGAAUGACUGGCUAAAACACGAAAUUUUGAUUCUCAGGAAGGAAGUCGAAAAGCUGGAAAACUGUAUUCAUGAACUAGAAGAGGAAAAUCUGAUGCUUAUUGACCAGUUGCUUAACUGUAGACUUGUGGAUCUCAAAAUACCCAGGAAACUGUAUCUCACUCAAGCCACUGGGCAGCAAGUGCCACCUGAAGACGCGUCUUUGAGGCUGCCAAAGACAGACAACGAGGAAAAUUUGAAAUCGCCCACUGAAACAGAGAGCGGAAGCGCGCCGAGCCUCUUGCUGGGGAGCCAGGAAGCUAGCGGUCCGGACAUCCAGUUCAGGACGACAGAGAGAGAGGGCAGCUCCUCCGCCGAGAUCGAGGGCUCCGUCAGCUCCUCCGCCGAGAUCGAGGGCUCCGUCAUGCAUUAUUUACUGCAUGAGGACGAGCAAGACUUCAAGGAGUAUGUGAACUUGGGCCCCGUGGCUUUGAAGCUCCUGAGUGUACAGGGCAAGAGGAUGCCCAUCCACUUUCAAGAGAAGGAGAGUCCACUCAAGUCGUACGAUGACAUCCAGAGUCCUGAGAGCCACAUCACGCACAAGAUGAUGAAGACGUUGUUCCAGGCCUGAAAGCUAUGCGGGAACCACCUUUCCCUACCCAUUCUCUGUGAAUUAAAGCACCAGAGCGGCUCGCUUCCCCCACAGGGGUCCAUCUUCAAAGCCGGUGUUUCUGACUGCCGUCAUUACCUUUAAAACCCAGGUUCCCGGUAGCAAGCUAUUGAUUGACCUGCCCAGCAUGCGUGACAGGAAGCACACAGCUUUCUGCAUUGAAAUACUUAGAAGGCCGCGGCUUCAAAUCCUUCUCAUUUGAAAGUUCACAGAUUCACCCAUGGUCUCAAUAUGCAGCGGGUGUUAGAAAUGUUUUUAAGAAGACUUUAUAUAUCACUGUCUACUUCCCACUCUGGGUGCGAAUGAUAGUCCCUGUAAUCUCCUAUUCUUUAAUCCUAGUUAGUUACUCUAUCUGUUGAGAUGAGACACCUCCGACAACAGGAGCUUAUAGGAGAA